AAGCCAAAUAAAAAUCAAUAUAAUAAAACCCUCCCAACACCACCGCCGGCGCUUCAUUAGUCGCCGUGCACCGCCACCUUCAUGUCCUCCGACCCAACAAUGAAAUGAAUCCACUAUCAACCUUCAGAUACAGAAUCUUCCAAUCAACAACAACUCCAUUCUCACCCUUUUUCCUCUUCAAUCAAAAACGAUGGAAAAAACCCGUUAUUUCAGCGCAAACUCGUUUAGAAGACCGAGUAAGAGACCCACACUUCGACAAACUAACAACCCAUUUCAAAAAACUCAACGUUGUCCUCAAAAUCCACACCCUCAUGUCAAAUCGAAAACGCGGUUCUUUCGUUUCGCUUCAGCUCAUGUCCCGUUGGAGAAACAUCCUCGGACUCAAUGUCACUGUCACUUGCUUUCUUCAAAAAUACCCUCAUGUUUUUGACCUCUUUCUUCACCCUUUUAGGAGGAACAUGUGUUGUAGGAUCACGAGGAAGAUGAAGGAGUUGAUAUUGCUGGAAGAGGUUGUUGCGAAAAGGUGCGAGCUUGAGACUGUGAUGAGGUUGAAGAAGUUGCUUAUGAUGUCGUUGAAUGGUACUCUUCAUGUGCAUGCUUUGAGGUUGAUGAGAAGAGAAUUGGGUCUUCCUUGUGAUUUUAGAGACUCCAUUCUUGGGAAGUAUUGUGAUGAGUUUAGGUUGGUUGAUUUGGAGAUUGUGGCAUUGGUUGGUUGGGACGAUGAAUUGGGAAUGGCUUGUGUUGAGGAAUGGAGGGAGAGAGAGUAUAGAGAGAAAUGGUUGAGUGAAUUUGAGACCAAGUUUGCUUUUCCUAUGAAUUUCCCAACUGGGUUUAAGAUUGAAAGAGGGUUUAGGGAAAAGUUGAAGACUUGGCAAAGGCUUUCUUAUACGAAGCCUUAUGAGAGGAAAGAUGUAAAAUGUGGCAGAGCGCAACGCUAUGAGAAGAGGGCGGUUGCUGUUCUUCAUGAGCUGUUGAGUUUGACUGUGGAGAAAAUGGUUGAGGUUGAUCAGUUGGCUCAUUUUCGAAGGGAUUUUGCUAUUGAAGUUAAUAUGCGCGAGCUAUUGCUUAGGCAUCCGGGGAUAUUUUACAUAUCGACGAAGGGAAACGCUCAAACUGUUUUUCUUAGGGAGGCUUAUGAGAAAGGAGGGUUGCUUGAGCCUAAUCCGGUGUAUGAAACUCGUAGGAAUAUGUUGGAGCUUGUGUUAUUAGGACGCAUGAAAACCAAACAGUUAUUAGCUUCUAAUGAAUUUAAAGAAGAGAGCAACACUGUCGUUUGUAAAGUAGAUGGAGGUAAAAGAGAAGGAGAUUGGGCGAUUCAAUUCUUGGAGGGUUGCGAGAAGAAUUGAUCCUCGUGAAAUUCUGACGGUAGCAGAAACUACAUAUCUGGAGAGUUUGCUAAAUAGUGUUUUGCUUGUGACCAUAACAAGUGCUAUCUCUUCAACUAGCUCUCAUCAAUAGAAAAAGCCCAGAAUUAAACCAAGUAAGGAUACAAGUAGGUAGUUUCAUUUUCCUAUUGAUUGGUUCAAAGCAUAGCCAUGUGAUGCUGAAAGAUUAAAGAAUAUGUGCUUGCAUUCAGCGGUUCAAGAUUCCAUCCUUUUUAAGAAAUGGAGCUUGGUUGCCUUGUUAUCUUUUAAUUUGCUCUUAGCUUUCAGCAAAAGUGUUCCUAUUUGCUUUGUUUGCAUAGUUGGGUCUUCCAAUUCUAUAUGUAACUAUUCUUCUUCUUACCUGUAGUAUGGUUAGUUGGUCAAUAAUAUUCUUUUUGAUGGAAGGAAAAUUCACCUUUGCUAGAUUUCUAUAUUAGUGAUCAGAUAAUACUUUGAUGUUUUCACUACAUAAUCACUUUCAUAUGACAAAAUCAGAUCAGUAUUUUAGAAAACAACAACCUUAUUCUUGAUUGAAACCGGUGCAGGUCUGUGCACAAUUCUCGGUUGGAUAUUUGCCUAUCUUUCAUUUCAUAAUCCUUUUGUUAUCUGGUUGUUGUCUGCUCCCAAAUCACAAAAUUCCAAUUGCACUGUAGACCGCAAGGAGACUCCUAACUCAAGAACUAAGCCCACUCCGCACGGCGAUUCCUUCUACGAUUUUGGUUGCCUCGCUCUUUGUUUAUCCCAAAUCACUCCCCAUUUCUUCCCAAUAUUCUUCGCGCAUCAUCUCUCCUCUUUGUUUAUCAUUUUUCAAUGUCUCUCCCAAAUAGUACAAAGCCGUUGAGGAAGAAAUCAAGUGAUUGCUGCUGCCAAUUUGUCUUUCGCAGAUUGACGAGCUCGCGCAAAGGGAGAUUAUGAAUCACAGAUCCUUGAGCAUCCAAAUAUCAUUUGAUUUUAAAGAGAUAUGACUGACAUGUAUAAUACAAUGAUAACCAUGAAAUGAAGAGAAAAGCUGCAGCGUACAACAAUAAAGCAAGCUCCGCCAGUAUUCAGUCUUCAAAGAAGCCUACCGAAAAUCCUAAAGCAGUUGCAAAAUUUGAGUGGCAAGCAAAAGUGAAUUCUCCUGUUGUUGAGGAUGCAAUUGAUAACUUCACUAGACAUCUGGUUUAAGAAUGGAUAACAGAUCUUUGGUACUCUAGCUUAACACUGGACAAAGAGGCUCCCGAGGAGUUGGUGCAACUGUGUACUUGGUGAAAUUUCGGGACGCAUGCGAAAUAUAAAUCUGAUUGAUUUUUUGCGAAGGGAUCUUGUUAAUCACAUUAGCACUCAUUUGGAGCUGUAUCGUGCUGCUAUCUCCAAGAUUGAAAAACAACAAACAGGUUCAUUAACAAUUGAAAGUCGAGAUACAGAACUAAAAAUUGUGUUGGCUGCAGAAAACAAAUUGCAUACUGCUUUAUUCUCUUCUGGAUACAGCAGUCAAUUCACUAAAUGCAUCCUUUCAUACAGACAAAAAUGGCUCAACUCGCUCUUCAGUUACCGCGUAUAAAGAUGAUGAGCACAACCACAUUAAUAUGCAUACUGAGUGAAUCAGAGAGCAAUACUUCAUAUACUUCUGAAGAUGAUGAAACUAGUAAUGUUACAGGUCUCAAUUCCCCUGGAACUAAGGUUUGGGAUGGAAGAAAUAACAGAAACCAGACUGUUUCUUAUGUUCAUCACCCACUUGAAAUUUUUGAUAACCACAGUACAAAGAAAAGGAAUAAGAACCUUCCCGCUACCUGAGAUCAUUCAGAACUUAAUCUGGCAGUAAAAGGUCUAGAUCAACCGAUCACAAGACACAAAUGUGGCAGGAAGUUGAGAGAUCAAGUUUUUUAUCUAGUGAUGGUCAAGGCAUACUCGGCUCUUCAAAAUCACAUGUGAAUUCUGACGAGUCCUCCCAUGAGAUCGAUUUUGAAAGUUUGGGUAGAAUUUAUAGUGGAGCAGCUGCCAUCUUCUUCAUCCUCUAUAUCUGAACAAGAAUCUUGUAGUUUGGCUGUUAAUCCUCUGUUAAGUUCUUCUUCUUCUUCAGUAG
This is a messenger RNA of Vicia villosa (hairy vetch), 3429 nucleotides long. RefSeq names its product protein ROOT PRIMORDIUM DEFECTIVE 1-like. The record is from RefSeq and is a predicted model, not a curated record. Gene Ontology annotation, molecular function: RNA binding. Lineage: Eukaryota; Viridiplantae; Streptophyta; Magnoliopsida; Fabales; Fabaceae. The coding region runs from base 105 to 1346 and encodes 413 amino acids. The transcript is spliced from 3 exons.